AUGGGAACCCAACCGAUUGUGAAUUUACCAACGAUUUUGUGUCUUGGUCCAAGACAAUCGGGAAAAACGCAUUUAUUAUCCAGUCUUCAACUUUCUGGACGCAUAACAAAUGUAUCUCACUCAGUUCAAACAAUCGGUACGAAUAUAUUUACAAUCAAACUGCUAGACGGUGCUCAAAAACAAAGCAGCACUUCAGUAGCAACAGCAUCACACUGUGGCAAGCAAAAAACAACUGCAAACGCCAGUUUUCGACGUUCAAUGAAAAAUCCAAGCGUUACGAUAAUGGAAAUCGGCGGUAUGAUGGCACCAAUGUGGACCAAUUAUUUGAAUAAUGUUUCAAAGAUAUUAUAUGUGAUUGAUACAUCAAAUUUGUGUCAAAUUUCUGCAGCGGGUGUCUUAUUGUAUUCGUUACUGGCUGAUCCAAGGUUGCAGCACACAAAAUUCUUACUUAUCCUUACAAAAAUGGAUUUGGCAUAUCGUCAAAUGAGGAACGAAAUGUUGCUCAUGAUUCACUUUGAAAAACUAAAAAAACAAAUUCGUCAAUCGAUUCAAAUUGUUGAAACAAGCUCAAUCACUUGCAGUGGACAUCAAAAAAUUUUGGAAUGGUUAUCAUUGCCAUAAACAGCGCUCUCUCUUUACAUUUGAAAAAAAAAAAUAUAUUUCUAUUGAAAACACUUAAAAUGCAUACUAAAUUGUAA
Messenger RNA from Contarinia nasturtii (swede midge), 698 nucleotides. RefSeq names its product ADP-ribosylation factor-like protein 16. The record is from RefSeq and is a predicted model, not a curated record. Gene Ontology annotation, molecular function: GTPase activity; GTP binding. NCBI's taxonomy places the organism in Eukaryota, Metazoa, Arthropoda, Insecta, Diptera, Cecidomyiidae. The transcript is spliced from 2 exons. The coding region runs from base 1 to 621 and encodes 206 amino acids.